UGUAUUUUUGUGAUAAAAAAUGUAAAUAAAUUUUUUGCUCUGGAACUCUAGAAAGUAGAAAGUGAAUAAAUCGCAUGAGUAAGAACUGUAAAAAGAAGCCAUUAAAAUUUGUCUCUGACAAAUACCUAAAAUGGAUUCAAAGAAAAUAUCUUUUGGUUUUAACAAACUUUCGAAAAAAACUAAUAUAAUACCUUCAACUUCAAGAGUUAAAGAGACUAAAGUAGAGUUAAUAGAAUGUUUGGAAGAACAAUCCAUUAAAAUUAAAGGUGCUGUUGAAGAGAUAAAAGAACCUCUUGUUAUACCGAUGAAAGACAACGAGAGAAGUCUUUUAGACCGUAUUAGGGAGGCUAAAGGAAAAAACCGCGUUGUGAAGGCUGAUACAGAAGACACUCGCUCAGAUUCUGAACUAACACCUGACGAACUAGCUGCUAGAGAGUUAUUAAAAGAGGCUAAGAAUCGAUUAAUCAAUGGAGAUUCAGAUAAUGCUAAUAAAGUUUCUAUUCUACCUAUAAAAGAACAGCAACUAACACUAGAAGGUGAAAAACAACCCACUUUAGAAGACUAUGAAUCCAUACCGAUAGCUGAUUUUGGCCUGGCCCUUCUGAGGGGAAUGGGUUGGAAGGAGGGUAUGCCUAUUGGCAAAAAAGUAUCCAAAUCGGCAGUGUUGCCUGAACCAGAACUUCGACCAAAAGGAUUAGGUUUAGGAGCAUCAAAAAUGAUUCAGUCAGAAAAAUCAAACAAUAAACAAUUAGACAAAGAAGGAAAUGAGCUGAUUUUAGUUAAAGGAGCAUAUGCAAAAAUAAUUGCUGGAGCACAAAAGGGAAAUUACUGCCAGGUUCAAGGAUUUGAUGAGGACGGUGGUAGAGUUAUUAUUAAAGUACAUCCAAAAUCGGAGAUUAUAAAUAUAAACGAAAUAAUGUUAAUGCCUGUAACUAAAGAAGAAUUUUCUAAGGGUUCGAAAGUCUUAAAUAAUGCAAAAUUUGAAGAGUUCAAAGAAAUAUCAGACAGAAAAUUGAAGCAGGAGAGACAAGAUUCAAAAGUAGAAGUGAAUAUUAAAAAAAGUUCUAGUGAUCAUAGGGUAUAUAAAAGCAGUUCUAAAACUAAUAAAUACGAAGAUAGAGGUCAUAUAAAAGGUGAAGCAUCUUCAUCUGAUGAGGAAAAAGAUACGAAAGAAGAGCAUUACAAAAAAUCGAAGAAAUCAAGAUAUAAAAGGAGAAGCAGUUCUUCGUCGGAUAGUGAAUAUACCAGUAGUAAGAAAAGUCAUAGAAAUAAAUCUAAUUAUAAGGACAGAGGUAGGUCUAGUGAUAGGCACAAAAAGAGUAGUAGUUACAAAAGCAAAACAAGACAGAGUAGUAUAAGCGACAGUGAUUCAGAUCAUAAGAGAAACAGGAGGAAAAUGAAAUCGAGCCGUUACAGACGCGGCGAUAGUAGUGAAGAAGACUCCAGACGUCAAAGCAGAAGAAAAUAAAUAUAUUUAUUGUAUGUAAAAAAUAUAUUUGGUCUUUUA
This is a messenger RNA of Sitophilus oryzae (rice weevil), 1507 nucleotides long. RefSeq names its product G-patch domain and KOW motifs-containing protein. Lineage: Eukaryota; Metazoa; Arthropoda; Insecta; Coleoptera; Curculionidae. Gene Ontology annotation, cellular component: spliceosomal complex. Gene Ontology annotation, biological process: mRNA splicing, via spliceosome. The record is from RefSeq and is a predicted model, not a curated record. Gene Ontology annotation, molecular function: nucleic acid binding. The transcript has 5 exons. Bases 131 to 1468 code for a protein of 445 amino acids.